Messenger RNA from Aspergillus campestris IBT 28561, 359 nucleotides. RefSeq lists its product as uncharacterized. The record is from RefSeq and is a predicted model, not a curated record. The transcript has 2 exons. NCBI's taxonomy places the organism in Eukaryota, Fungi, Ascomycota, Eurotiomycetes, Eurotiales, Aspergillaceae. The coding region runs from base 98 to 301 and encodes 67 amino acids.
ACAAGGCUGGGAUACCUCAAGACGAAUACCCACCUUUCAUCUAAUCAAUUCCCUCAGCGGUCCGUACCUAUGAUCUUACACCAGCGUCACCUUUGUGAUGUGCCCUGCAGGGAUCCUGUUUUUUUUUUUUUUUUUUUUUUUUUUUCCAGUUUCCUGGGCUUUGCCCGAGUCAUACAGUGACGGGUCUCUACAGAUGCCUCGGAAUAACAAUAACUUGAAGAAACGUUGUGCGAGUGACGGUGCGACACACUUUACGGGCGGUGGCUUUGCCCUGAUACAUUUGUUGUACGAUGAACAAUAGGGUCUCCGUCACCCAACAAUAUCAACAGUAAGUAAGUCUGGACGAAGACAAACCUCGG